UCCAUUCUGAACUCCUUCAUCCCUCUGAACAGAGAAGGGUACAGUAUGGAAGUGCAAGUGGAUAUUGAAUCAAAGCCAUUCAAGUUCCAACCCAGCANUGGAGGCAGCAGUGUGGAUGACCGUGGUGCUGCCUGUGGCCACACGGGCAGGGCAUCCAGUGGCUUGCCUGAAGGUAAAUCCAGUGCUACCAAGUGGUCCAAGGAAGCAACAGGAAGAAAAAAGUCAAAGAGUGGUAAACUGAGGAAAAAGGAUAACAUGAAGAUCAAUGAAACCAGAGAGGACAUGGAUGCACAGUUGUUACAGCCACAAAGCACAAACUUAAGUGACUUUGAGGUGCCAUCCCUGAGUGGCAGCAUGCCAUCUGUAGCAGUUUCCCACUGCAAUCACUUUUCUUACUUAGAUAGCAUGAGAGUGUCCUGUAGUCACCAUUCCAGGGACUGCCACGCCCACUUCGCAGCUGUGAACACCCUUCCUGAGGUAGAAAAUGCUGGGCUGAAACAUCCACCUCACCAAUGCAGCAGUGCUCUGCUUUCCAAAACUGCUUCCUGUUCAGAAGUCCCACGGCCCUGCCAUGCAGCAGACGAGCAUGGCACCAACUGACGUUGGGGGAAGCUGAUGGUGGAUGGUGACACACUGAGAGAGACAAAUAAUAACCCCUCGCACCAGACAGCAGACAUAAAAGUUGCUGUCCAGACUAAAAUGUAGGCCCAUGAAUGCUGCAGAGUAAGAACCACUGAACAACAUUGUUGAGAGCUGGUUGACCAUCUGUGACUGUUAAGUUUAAGUUACCACGAAAGCCAGGUUUCAUAAUCGUCAUGCAAAUACACUUUGUAUGUCUAGCAAAGCAUUCUGUUUCAUGUUGAUAUUACCAAACUAUGAAAUGAAGGCUUUAAAGUGUGUUGGUACCAGAAUAAAACACUGCCUGAUGCACAUACACAUGUGUUUAGAUAGAAAUUUGGCUUAAUUUGUAAUCAUAAGAUACUCACACUGUUCUAUGGCAUCCUUAAGGAAGAUUGAAGCUUAGGGAUAAGUGGUUAGUGACAUUUUAUUGAAACCACUAAAGGAUGGAACUUGGCAGAUUACUCAGUAUAUGAUCCUCUUUGUAACAUUUGUCUUCAUAACUGAGCUCAAAUUUCAUUUCUUCAUAUGCAAUGUAGAUAUCAAGUUUCAUGCUGCCCAUUGGUAACCAUUCAGAUACUUAGAAACUGGAGCAAGGUUUGGCAGUUUUUGCACAAAUCUGAAGUCGAAAUACUUGGUACUGUUCCAUAUGAGUGUGGUUGUUGCCAUUUUGGAAGAAGUAAAAGUAGGUAACUUAGGGUCUGACAACAGCAGAAGACAAUCCCAUUACGAUGUAUUACAGACACACCUGUCACUAAGGCAAGUUAGUGCCCUUCAAUUCUUCGUGUCUUUGAGAGAGACUGUGUUUUAUGAGCCUCCUCAUUUGAGAAUUUUGCUCCAGAAUUUCCCAUCAUGUCUUAUCUAGUCACCUUGGAUAAUAUAGAAAAAUACAGCAAAUAGGUAAACAUGAAUGUUUUUAUUAACUACUCUGAAAAAGUAUUCACCUACAAAGACACACAUGCAGCCUUUUGAAAAUUUAACAUUACACAACCUCAACUUUUAACAUGAAUAUCUUUUUGAACCAUGAAAUCAAAACAAUGCAGAGCUUGCACCAAGCUUACAUAAAUGUCAAUGUGUGGCUUUGUUUCCUUUUGCUUUUGUUUACAGGGGAUGUUCAGCUGACAAGAGCAGAAGUUGGCCAAAAUACUGCCUGCACUAUUGACUUCCCACACAUCUUUCCUGGCAGGCCAACCUCAUAGUGGUCAAGGACUCGACCUUAGGUGUUUCGUCUAAGUGUUGCCAUUAUGGUGCUACUGAGCAUUUUCUUUUGAUAAACAAGGAAAAUGUCCAGGCUACAAUCCUGUACUGUCAUUUUCCUCACUGCUUCCAUUAAUCUGCUUAGAUACCAUUAGUUCUUUUACCUGAUACUGCUCAUUAUGGUGUUUGUACUUUUGUUUGCAUUCUAAUUUUUUUCAGUCAUGAGUAUGCAAACAGGAGACAUGAAAUGAAUAUAAAUA
Messenger RNA from Mus pahari (shrew mouse), 2075 nucleotides. RefSeq names its product E3 ubiquitin-protein ligase RNF19A-like. The coding region runs from base 46 to 600 and encodes 184 amino acids. NCBI's taxonomy places the organism in Eukaryota, Metazoa, Chordata, Mammalia, Rodentia, Muridae. The transcript has a single exon. The record is from RefSeq and is a predicted model, not a curated record.